AUCAGUCGUUUUACUUUUCUUCAUCGGUUCACACUUUACGGUUGAAAGGAUAAAGAUAUAGAGAUGAGGGUUUUUGUUUUAUUAGCUGUUAUCGCUGUUGCCACUGCACGUCCAGAAGCACCUGGAGGUUAUAACUACAACCGCCCAUCCGGAGGACACUCUGGUGGACACUCAUCUGGUGGAUUCUCAUCAGGUGGAUCAAGCUUCGGAGGUGGACAUGGCGGUGGUGGACACGGCGGUGGAUUCUCAUCAGGCGGUGGAUUCUCAUCAGGUGGAUCUAGCUUCGGAGGUGGAAGCAGUGGUGGAUUUGGAGGUGGUGGCUUCGGAGGUGGAAGCGGCGGUGGCUUCGGAGGUGGAAGCGGUGGUGGCUUCGGAGGUGGAAGCGGUGUUGGCUUCGGAGGUGGAAGCGGCGGUGGAUUCGGAGGUGGAAGCGGCGGCGGAUUCGGUGGCGGAUUCGGAGGUGGCCAACAAACCAUCGUUCAAAAACACAUUUAUGUUCAUGUACCACCACCAGAGGAUGAAGCUCAACAAUUCCAACAAGCACAACAAGCCGUUCAGGCACGUAAACACUACAAAAUUAUCUUCAUUAAGGCCCCAUCAGCUCCAUCAGUUCAACAACAACUCCAAGCCGCUCAAGCUCUCAACGAAGAGAAGACUCUUAUCUACGUUUUGGUCAAGAAACCAGAAGAAGCAGUUUUCAACCAACCAGAAGCAGCACAAGCAGCUCCAGUCAACAAACCAGAAGUUUACUUCAUCAAAUACAAGACACAAAAGGAAGGUGGCGGUGCUGGAUUCUCAGGCGCAUCAAGUGGUGGUUUCUCAUCAGGCGGCGGCGGAGGCGGCGGCGGUGGCUUCGGAGGUGGAAGCAGUGGUGGAUUCUCUUCAGGCAGCGGCGGUGGAUUCUCUUCAGGCAGUGGCGGUGGAUUCUCAUCAGGAUCAGGCGGUGCUGGGCUUUCUUCAGGUGGUGGUUUCUCUGCUGGCGGUGCUAGUUUCGGUGCUGCACCAGCAAACCCACAAGCAAGCUACGGACCUCCCCACAAGAAAUAAGCAGUCGAAAUGUGAUAAUUCUCCUUCAUCCCAUCCCACGUUCCAGCAAAUUCUUAAAUUAUUGUGCAUAAAUUGACCCCAAAAACAAAACAAAUCGUGGACUGAACAUUAAAAACGAACCAUAACUAAAGGAGAUGACUCGCCUGUCGUUUCGCAUCGAAGGAAAUUUCUACUAAGGCCAUAACAAUGCUGUUGUUAUUGUUGUUUGUAAAUAUUGUUAAAGAUUUUUAAUACUUUUACAUAAGACGAUUUUUUAAAAAACGAAGAAAUAAAAAAUCAACUGUGACAAAUGAAAAUAAAA
Molecule: messenger RNA, 1348 nt
Organism: Clunio marinus
Lineage: Eukaryota; Metazoa; Arthropoda; Insecta; Diptera; Chironomidae
Source: the annotation of a GenBank genome assembly